Rotaria sordida is the source of this 903-nucleotide messenger RNA. Lineage: Eukaryota; Metazoa; Rotifera; Eurotatoria; Philodinida; Philodinidae. The record is from the annotation of a GenBank genome assembly.
AUGUUAUCUUAUGAUGAUAAUUUACGAUUAAAAAUUCUAGCCUGGUUUAUUCAUUAUCCUUUUUAUAUAUUGUGGUUUAUUAUAAAAAUUUUUUUAAAUAAAAAACAAAAUGAAUGGGAUAAUAUUCAAGCACCACAAUUUCCACGAAUUAUUAUUAUAACAGGAGCUUCACAAGGUAUUGGUGAAGGUCUCGUAGAAUAUUAUUUGAAAAAUUGUUCGUCAUGUCAAAUAAUUAUUAUGAUUAGUCGAAGUAAAGAAAAACUUGAAAUAGUAAAAAAUCGUUUUAAUUCUGAUGAUCAAAAAAAAUUAAUGAUAUAUCCUUGUGAUGUAACUGAUUCCGAUGAAAUGAAACGUGUUCUUCUUGAUAUUCAUCGAACAUAUGGUCAAAUUGAUAUACUUUUUGCUAAUGCUGGUCUUUCAUAUCGUCAACAUGCAUUAACAAAUACAUUUGAUAAAGCAGUUCGUGAUACAUUUAAUAUUAAUAUCAAUGGUGUUAUAAAUACAGUUAUGCCAUUGAUUGAAGUUAAAGGCGUUAAACAAAUAGCUCUUAUAUCAUCACAAGCAGCUUAUGCACCAUUUGUAUCUCCUAUUUAUGGUGCUACAAAACAAUGUAUUCUUUCAUUUGGUCUUGAUCUUCGACGAUUACUAGCUAAAGAUAAUAUAGCUGUUAAUAUAAUUUCACCAGGACCUGUUUUAACACCAAUGCUUGUUGGCUCUUAUCCUCGAUCGGUUGAACGUGGUAUUUCAAUAGAUAAAGCUGUUCAAAUAAUUUUUCAUGGUCUUCGUCGAAAUCAAGCUGAAAUUGUUUUUCCUGCAUUUACUGGUGUUUUUAUGUAUACUUUAAGUUUUUUACCAUUAUGUAUUGCUGAACCUGUUGCAUCCUAUCUUAUGCGUGGACAAUAA